Molecule: messenger RNA, 1802 nt
Organism: Stylophora pistillata
Lineage: Eukaryota; Metazoa; Cnidaria; Anthozoa; Scleractinia; Pocilloporidae
Product: indoleamine 2,3-dioxygenase 2
Biological process (GO): 'de novo' NAD+ biosynthetic process from L-tryptophan
Cellular component (GO): cytoplasm
Molecular function (GO): metal ion binding; L-tryptophan 2,3-dioxygenase activity; heme binding
Source: RefSeq, a predicted model, not a curated record
UCUCACGCAACGCAGUCCACAAAACAACGGUCUCCAAUAUAACAACCGGAAAUGGAAUUUGUUCCAUCACCGCUGGAAUUUGACGUAUCACCAGAUUUCGGAUUUCUUCCAGAGAGAGAACCUCUACAAUGCUUGCCAGAAUACUUCUCUCCUUGGGAAACAUUUGCCAGAAAUUUACCACAACUGGUGAAAGAGGGAGAAAGUUUUCGUCAGCAGAUUAAACAACUCCCUUUGUUGGACCAUAACAAACUUUCAACGGAAGAUGAGUGGAAGAGAGCUCAAUUAGUUCUUACCUGCAUAUCUCAUGCAUAUGUGUGGUGCAAAGGAGAGACGGGUGUUGCUAAGAGUCUUCCAAAGUCAUUGGCUGUUCCUUGGGUUUCAGUGGCUGAGCACCUAGGUAUUCCUCCUGUGAUAACACACUCAACCUUUCAACUUUACAAUUGGCGAUAUAUUGACUCCAAACGGCCUUUCAGUAUGGAUAACCUUGAGAUUUCAGUUAUGAUUACUGGAUCAAAGACAGAAGUAGGAUUUGUGUCAAUUCCUCUUCAGCUUGAGGCAGAUUUUGGAAAAGGAUGCUAUAGCAUUCCCAAUGGACAAAAGGCUGUUGUGAAUAAUGACAGAGAGGGGGUUUUGAAAGCCUUGAUAUCACUCAAAGAAACAAUAGUACAGCUUAAGAAAUCAUUUUUGCGUAUUUAUGAUGUUUGUGAUCCUGAGGAGUUUUACAAUGGUCUGAGAAUCUAUCUGUCUGGGUGGCUUAACAACCCAGCUUUACCAGAUGGCCUUAUCUAUGAAGGUGUUAAUGAGAUGCCUCUGCAAUAUUCUGGAGGGAGUGCUGCAGAGUCCUCGAUAUUUCAUACUCUCGACGCUGCAUUAGGUGUAUUACAUUCAAAAACAGAAUCAAGUUCAGGUGGUCAGUUCUUAGAAAAAAUGCGUUACUACAUGCCACCCAAACACCGUGCAUUUAUCGAGGCUGUAGCAAAUGGACCAUCAAUCAGAAACUAUGUCCUUGCAAGUGGAGACCCUGAUCUCAAUAGGGCAUAUGAUCUCUGUGUGGAGAAACUAACGGACUUCAGAAAUGUACACUUGCAAGUUGUAGCUAGGUACAUCAUUAUUCCAUCAAACAGAGAAAAAGAGUCAAAGCAGAAGGGCAAGGCCUUGAUUGGCACAGGAGGGUCUGAUCUCAUGUCCUUUCUGAAGCAGAUUCGAAAUGAAACUGCCAGUACUGCUAGUUGUAACAACAAUAUUGAAAGAGAUUCAUCUAUAGAAUUACACAAGGAAUCAAUCAGAGUGUCAGAUGAUACAAUAAUGGUGUCUGAUGACAACACUGCAAGCUGACCUUUGAGUCUUAAGCCCUGAUCCAGGGAGACCUCCACACCCAAGGUGUACUUCAAAUUCAAAGUCAAGAGACUGACCAAAGACUUUUUUAAUCCUUUUUUUAAAUGCUUUUGGAUAAGAAAAUGCAACUUAUUUUUCUGUAUUUUUGUGCUUAAUUUAUAUGACACUUUCGAAAACUGUAGACUUAAUCAUCAACAAUGCAAUAUUACAUUCCAUCAUUUAGAAAAAUAUUUUAAUAUCAAUGCUUACAGCUAUGUAUACAUAAAUUAAGUUAUGUUAAAUAUAUCACUUACACUGCAACUGAAAGCAACUUGUCACCCUUUGAUUGAAAAAUGCCAUUGAAAAGUUAAUCAUUAAGAUUUUGUCACUUCAGAAGCUGAAGUGUCUUUUUCUUAAUGACAAAUGUCACAGACUAAAGUAAAUUGCAGUAUUGAACUUACAAAAAUAAAUACAACGUUUAUAAUUUA